This is a messenger RNA of Bombina bombina (fire-bellied toad), 860 nucleotides long. RefSeq names its product trypsin-like. Gene Ontology annotation, molecular function: serine-type endopeptidase activity. Lineage: Eukaryota; Metazoa; Chordata; Amphibia; Anura; Bombinatoridae. Gene Ontology annotation, biological process: proteolysis. The record is from RefSeq and is a predicted model, not a curated record. Bases 1 to 735 code for a protein of 244 amino acids. The transcript has 5 exons.
AUGAAGCUGUUUCUGCUCUGUGUGCUCCUGGGAGCUGCUGCUGCAUUUGAUGAUGAUGAUAAGAUUGUAGGAGGUUACACCUGCGGCAAGAAUGCUCUCCCAUAUCAGGUGUCUCUGAACUCCGGUUACCAUUUCUGUGGUGGGUCCCUGAUUAACAACCUGUGGGUUGUGUCUGCCGCUCACUGCUACAAAGCGAGCAUCCAGGUCAGACUGGGAGAGCACAACAUCGUUACCAGUGAGGGCACAGAGCAGUUCAUCAACUCUGCCAAGGUCAUCAGACAUGCCAGCUACAACUCCAGGACCCUGGACAAUGACAUCAUGCUCAUCAAGCUCGCCUCUGCCGCCACCCUGAACUCCUAUGUGAAGGCUGUAGCUUUGCCCUCUGGAUGUGCCGCGGCUGGCACCAGCUGUCUGAUCUCUGGCUGGGGAAACACACUCAGCAGUGGCACCAACUACCCAGAUCUCCUGCAGUGCGUGAGCGCCCCCAUCCUGACUACUGCCCAGUGUACCGGUGCCUACCCAGGAGAGAUCACCAACAACAUGAUCUGUGUUGGAUAUCUGGAAGGUGGCAAGGAUUCCUGCCAGGGUGACUCCGGUGGACCUGUGGUGUGUAACGGACAGCUGCAGGGUAUUGUCUCAUGGGGCUAUGGCUGCGCUCUCAGGAACUAUCCUGGUGUCUACACCAAGGUCUGCAACUACGUCUCCUGGAUCCAGAACACCAUCGCUGCCAACUAAAUCACUUGUAUUCCUGGCUACAUCCUAUCUGCAUGUAUUUGUACAUAAGAUGAGCUCUGGCUUCAUUGUGGACAUUGAUAUUGAAGACCAUCAUUAAAUAAAUUGAUUAUUGAUUUCACAUCUUA